AUGGUCACAUAUGUCGAAGGCUCUCGCGAACGAGCUGGAUAUUAUUCAUUAAUCACGUUUUCCUUGUUUCAGUCAACGUCACCUGGGGAAGAGGGCGGUGAAGGAAGCCAAGACUCCUCGGUGAACCGAGACAACUCCUCCUACAGCUACGACUCAAGAUCAUCUGAAUUCGUUCUCGAGAACGACGAGAAACUUCACCUGAACGCCACGCGCAACGACGACAGACCUCAGCUGCACUUACCAAGACUGGAUGACACACUUCACUUCAAAGGUCCUCUACAGGAGGAACGACACAUAAGCGGCUCCACCACCACCACCACAGAUAGUCCCCCUUGCAAAUCUUACUUCGGCAGCGAGAUAAACGGUGUCUCGACGAAUCAAAAUGGACCAAGAACUCUUGCUUUUAGUCCCCCCCUACUGGAAAACGGCACUGACUCCAUCAGCUCACUGGAAAGUGUACCCUGGAACAUUGAAGGCACAGACACUAUCAAAGAAAACGGAUGUAAAUCUCUACUGAGGAAAUGGUCCUUGGCAUCCGAUGAGAACGGACAGGACACGAACGAACUCUCGGAGGAAGCAGAACUCAAGCAACUAAGAGAAGAAAACAAGAAACUGAGAGCUGCACUUAAAGAGGCAGCUGAGGUGAACGGACAGUGGCGCCACUACCACGAACAUCGCCAGAAGUACGUUCAACGUCUCCUUACUACUAUCCAAGAGCUACACCACCCACACACACCCGCCCACUCCGCCAAGCAGGUGAGUCAUCCACCCCAACUCCACUCAUCCACUCAUACCCGAAACGCUGCACCUAUCCUGCGAACAGGAUAUACUGGUAGAAAAACAACUUUUAAGACAUCUCAGAUAUUUAAUCCAGCUCUCCGGCGGUGGGCCGUGAGAAUGCUGCAGGCAGCUUUGGGGUCCUUGGUUUACGUGAUGAGUUUUUCACCUAACUCUUUGAAGAAUAUUAAAACACACUUGCCCCAUGCUCCGAGGGUCUCCGACCUUAUUGGGACGCAGUUAUAG
Messenger RNA from Cherax quadricarinatus, 1023 nucleotides. Lineage: Eukaryota; Metazoa; Arthropoda; Malacostraca; Decapoda; Parastacidae. The record is from RefSeq and is a predicted model, not a curated record.